AUGAUGGGAAUACGACGUCUUCAAGACAAAUUUAUCGUUGCUCUGGGUCAGCAUAAUAUUCCGGGUCUUCGAUGGGUUUUAGAAGGAUUCAAUUAUUAUGAUACUCAACGAGUGAAAGAAGUUGGCGCUGAACGUGCGGCUGCAGAAUGGAUUGUUCGUUGUGGUGGAAAAGUCAAAUUCGCUGAAAUCGGUGAUAACUUCGAUGACUAUAACGUUUUGAUCAAGCGCACCGCGCAAUUGGACCCAAGAGUUCCUGCUGAUAACGUAACAAUUGAAACGAUCUGGGCGGAAAAUGCUAGUGUUACUGGAUUUGGGUGCAGACAUUUCGAGAACCUGAAAUCGAUCAAAAACGCGCAUUUCAUUGGCUGCAAAAAUCUGCAUGACUUUGGAAUUGAAUACAUCGGACAACAUGUUGGAGAUCGCUUGAAAGUUCUCCAAAUAAGCGAUUGCCGAAGAAUUACCGAAUUCGGAUUGGAACAUUUGAAAUAUUUCAGCGCUCUCGAUCGACUGAUUCUCACCAACCUGAAAGGUGUUCAUGGUAAAUCGAAGAUGGCCGAAAAACUGCAGAAAAUGCCGGCACUUCAAAAUACAAAACUUGAAAUCGAUAUCUGA
Molecule: messenger RNA, 612 nt
Organism: Caenorhabditis bovis
Lineage: Eukaryota; Metazoa; Nematoda; Chromadorea; Rhabditida; Rhabditidae
Source: the annotation of a GenBank genome assembly